GUCGCAGUCCCCGCUCCCGCCCCUGUCCGGUUUCUGAACUACGCGUUGCUGGGUGUGAAGGCAAAGAAGCAAGGUUGGCAAGUUGGAGAGGAACAAGCAAGGAGACACAACAUAGAUGAAGAUAGAGGUUGCUGAUAAUGCGCGGGGCAGGCUGCCACCGCUUCCCAAGACGGUGGCCGAGUGGGCCGAGAGCUUGGAGACGGUCGACGUGGGCGACGAAGCAGCCUUGGUUGACUGCCUCCUCGGCUUUCCCGAGUACACCGGGCCGGUGUACUUUCUCUCGCUGGCGCCCAUUCUCAACAUUUUUGACGAGGUGCUGGAGCGGAGCGUGGGGGCGACCCAGGUGUGGCCCGAGGGCGACGAUGCCGCUGUGCUCCGGGUGGCGAGUGAGAGCUUCCCGGAGCAGGCUGUGGUUGAAGUUCUCCGUGUGACGUGCAUACUGCUGGAGAAUGGCGGCGCUUCGACCAAGUACUACGGCUCGUGGCCGUAUGUGGUGGCGCUGGUGCACAUGUGCUCGCGCAGCAUCCGGCUGGCUGCGUUUGAGGUGUUGGUGUACUUUCCGCUUGACACUGACAAGCCGGAGCUGCUCCCGGUCCGCGAUGCGGUUCUCGACGUGGGCGGCCACUUCGCGGCAGGCCUCGGCUCUCACGAAGAGGGGCUCGACUGCUUUUCGUCGGUGGCAGCGGCGCGGGCUGAGGCCACCGACGCAGCGGCGACGGCUGCGGCCGGCCUUGACUGGGCGUGGCCACAAAAGCCAACCAACAAGAGCAAUACUGUUGGGCCGCUGGUCGAGUUUACUGGUCCGGCGGUUGUGGCACCGACGACUGCAGCGGUGGAGGAGACGGUGAUGCGGCUUUGGUCUGAGCAUGCCGAGUCGAGCAAGCUUGCCGGAUCGGCCAUCAUGGGCCUUGUAGCGGCUGUAGAGCGAUCGCACGCGCUCAACUCAGGCCGUGACGCCCGUGUCCGAGCCGUUAAUGAGCGGUUGGUGGUCUCGGCUAUGCUCCUCAUGCACUGGGGUACGCUCCCGCCGCGUUUGGCCAACACGCUUCACAUGAUCGAGCCGAAGUUUAUGACAAGCGCGAUGCAGGUGGCGCUCGCCAACGAGGCCGCCGGCGUGCCGGACGCUACGCGGAUUCUGGUGUUCAAGGCUUUGGUCCCGAUCCUCAGCACAGCGUCGCACCACCGGAAGCAAGUCCUGGAAGCGCUGGAUGUGACCCAUCACGCUGGGGCGCUGCCGACGCGGCUGCGGGUGGUUCUGUCGCAGCUCAAGGCCGGUAAGGCGUCUGUGGCCGAGGCGCUGGCGCUGCUCGAGGUGGUGCGUGUGGUGGUCCUCCUUAUGCCAUCGCGGAUAGCGCAGUCGGGCGUGUUCAACGCGCUUGUACCUCUGCUGGAGCGGCUGACGCCAGCGUAUCUUUUGGUUGCCGCAGCCGCGCUGCGCAUCAUGAAUCUUCUGCUGGGCGAGCCGGUAGCGAUCGCAGCGCUGUUUGAAGGCGACGGAUGGACCAAGGUGCUGCAGCGGCUGACGACCGAGGUUGCACUGCUGCAAGCGUCCGGCGAGGUCGACGGCACGAACAGCACGAACGAGGCAACGAGCAGUGGGCCGAGCCUCCAGCUUCCGGGCGGGGCGGGCGGGUCGCUCCGGAUCCCGCUACCACGGUCGACGUCGACGAUGUCGAUCCCAGACCCAGAGGCGUCCGACGCGGUGGAGGACGCGCAGCGGGCAGAUGUUGUUGUGGCGGCGAUGGAGCUGCUGACGGACUCUGUGAGGCGGCCAGAGAUGGCGAUGCACCUCGGAACGAUUGCACAGUCGCCGCUGGCGACGGCGCUGAAGGACAUGUUCUCGCGCGGCGCAGCUACAGACUCGCCGUACACGCCCGAGGUGGUAGCGGCGGCGUCGUCGUUGGUCUACCAUUUGAUCAACGCGGACGCGGCAGCGGCGGAGCCUCUCUUCGCAGCUGGGCUUCCUGAGGCAUACCUGACAGGGCUCGAGUCGCGAGUGCUGCAAUCGUCGCACGAAGCGAUGCAGAUGGCGUGCAUGGUGCUGCACGCGAUCUGUGUCCGCAACGAGGGCUUUGAGCUUGUCCGCAGCCGCGGCUCGGUUGUUCACAUGGUCAACAGCCUGUGGGUACCGGAGACCGGUUUCACCAUCACCAACAUCGGCCCAUCGCUCUCGCAACUGCUCCAGAGCCGGCGCGAGCUGCUCGACCCAGCCAUGGACGCGCUGGUUGAGCUCUUGCAUACUGUCAUCGAGGGCAUGCGGAGCGAGACGAGUGAGCUCGCCGAUGUGCACACCGCAUUCCGGGCGAUUGUGCAUGCCAUCGACAACGAGGCCAUGAUUGAGGCGCUUGUGGUGCGCGGCGGGCACCAGCUCCUCAUUGCUGAGUUUGGCGCUCUGCCCGAGGGCUCGCAGGUGGCUGUCAUGUCUGUGGUACGGCAGGUGGCGGUCGGGCAUGCGACGGCGACGCUCAACGACAUUCUGGCGCAGGUCUCGAUGCAUGCCACCAAGCCGCUGGCAGCACGGACGCUCGAGGUGCUGCGGGCGGUCCGAGCGUACAGCAAGCUUCUCAAGCAGCUUGCCAACGACUUUAUUGGCAACAACUUGCCGUCUUCGGCGCUGCAGGCGUGGACGUCUGCACCGUCGCGGGCCCACUGUGAGCAGCUCUUUAGCAUGUACGCUCAGGUGGCUCAAGUGCUCGCCGACGACGGCUACGUAGUGGUGGUGCCCGCCGAGGGUCUUGGGGCUACACUGGUGGUCAAGCCCGAGUCGGAUGAGGCUGCCUCCGGAUCGGAUGUGACGCUGGCUCAAGUGGAGCUUGUCCGUGUUGUCAACCAGCUGUUUGGCGCGGUCAUGGCUAUUGUGCAGCAGACGCGUCGGUCGCGGCGAUACGGGUACUCGCCGCACAGCUCGGACCGCGACGGCGCGAGCAGCGCGCUGGAUCUGGCCGACUUGCUGGUCAACGCGUACCACGCUUGCGUGUCGGCGCCGUCGUGGACAGUGUCGCCUCACACGCUGCUCGACGCGCCGGCGCUGCGCUUUGCCGCGGGCAUUCUGGACACGUUCCACGUGUUUCUGUUUGGCCCGUCCGGUGGCUCGGCCGCCGACGCCUUUCUGCUCAACGCCAUGGCGGCCAUGGGUCCGUUCCUUGACAACGUCCUCAGCAUGGGCGGGUGCAUUGUGGCUAGUCUCGUUGACUGGGUCUCGGCGCACCCGGAUGCGGACGCCGAGCUGAGCGAGACCGAGAGUGAGCAGCGGGCAGCGCUGCUCAAGGCGAGCAGCAACUUGCUUGACCUCGUCACUGGCCUCACUGACUCGGCUAGCCUCGCCGAGUCGCAGCAGUUUACCCGGCUUGUCAAGGCCGCGAGCAACUCGGAUUUACGGAGCCGGAUCUUCAACCCGGUCUCGUGGGUGGAGCAGACCCAAGCGUCGGUGUCAAAGAUGCUGGAGCCGCUGUGGCUGCCGUCGCCAAGCGGCGCCCGCCUCUUGACUGUCCUCCAUGAGGAGGCGCAGCUGAGCGUGGUGGCAACGCUGAUGAACUGCGUGACCAAAGCCGACCCGCUGGCUGCCGUCGUCGCGUCGGCUGCGUUGGGCACCGAGUCGGGCUCGUCCAGCGGGCGGGGAAGCGGAAGCGGCUUGGCAUCUUCGAUUUCGGAUCUGAUGCGGGUCAUGCGGACCAACCCGAACGAGCCGGCGCUGUCGUACAUGGAAGGUUUGCUGGACUCUGCGCGUGAGGCGGAGGUCGCGCUCGAGGGCGCGCUCGAGGACGAGGAAGGCAUUGGCUCGCUCUUUGAUGCAUUUCGGCGGCGGGCUGGCUCGCAAACCGGCGGGCCGGCGAGCGGUGGAGCCAACGGCCCGCCGCAACAAAGCGAGGUCGAGGUGAGCGCGACGUCGCUGGCGGCAGUCAUGUCGAUGGGUGUUGAGCGCGUGAACGCUACCACUGCGCUGCGGGCCGUCGGUGGCUCCGAUGUCAGUGCCGCUCUCGACUGGCUCUUUGCUCAUCCGCCACAGCAGGCCGAAGGCGGCGCGUCGACUUCUGCCGGCGGCAGUGCGGAGGACGAACUUGCGCGCGCAAUUGCGCUCUCGCUCCAAGAGGCUAUGGGUGACGAGGCUAGCGGCGGUGAGGCGAUGAGCAACGCCGCUGACGACACAGCGGUCGAGCCGCAGCCUGAGCUCGAGCCGCAGCCCGAGCCUGAGCCGCAGCCCGAGCCUGAGCCGCAGCCCGAGCCCGCAAUUGUCUGCCCGCUACUUGACUUUGCGCUGUGGCUUGCCGGACGGCCUGAAGCGUCGCAUGCCAUGGUGGGAGCGGCGCGGUCGCUGUUCAACACGCUUCUGACGUCGGAGCGAGAAGAGUUUGCGCCCGUGACGCCCGACGCUGUUCAGCGGCAGCUGCUGAGCGACUUGCAUGCGCCGGGCGCGGCAGCGCUCCUCGUGCAGCUUGUGAGCGAAGAGUCGGUGGCGCUGGAGGACAAGGAGCUUGCGGCAGUGGCGAGUGCGCUGCAGUCGUGCAACCAGGUGUCGACGCUUGGGCCGCUGCUUGCGCUUGUUGAGCACGGACUCAAGGUUGUGGGUUGCCGGGUCGAGGACGGCUGUGUUGUGUUUUCCAAGACGUCCUCGCUCCCGGUGGCUCCUGCCGAGGUGGUGCACGGGGUGCUUGCCGCGCUCUCGGCUGUGGACAAGGCAUUGAGUGCAGACGUGCUCGAGGCUGCAGUGCGUGUCCUUGUCGUGGCAAGUGUCGAGAGCGAGGCAGCGGUGGCAUUCCACGAGGCCGACGGCCUGUCUACUGUUGUGGCUCUUGGGGCCAAGUACCCGUUCGACAAUCUGCCUCUCCUUGCGUCGAUGCUGAUGCACCACGUGCUCGAGAGUGAGCCAGGCGUGCUGCAGGCCGAACUAGAGACUGAGCUGGAGCGAUUCCUGGACGAAGCGGGUACGCGUGCGCAGCUUCCAAACAUCCACGACUUUGUCAAGACGACCGAGGCGUUGAUGGUCCGCGGCGGUGACACCUUCCUUGCUGCGCUCCGGGCUGUCGCAACCAACUCGACGGUUCAGCCGGGCUUGGUGGUGUCCAAGACGGACGAGCGGCGUGACGUGCUCAAGGCGCUGGAGCGUGCACUCGGCACUUCAAACAGCCCUCCCGCGAGUGGAUCGGGUGACGAGCCGGGUGCCAAGGCGGCACUGGCGCGAGGCGAUCUUCCGGAGCGUGGCCUGGGCGUUCUCAAGUGGGCAGUGAGCAAGCUCGAGUCUCUGGCCGUGUCCAGCAGCAAGGGCAAGGAAGAGGCGGAGGCGGGCGAGGCCGAGUUGGAACGCAAACUUGUUCUUGUCCUGUUGGCCGAAGUUGCACUCAGCUGGCCGGCCGCCGUGUCAUUGGUGCUCUCACCAGCGUGCGUGGCAACGGUUCUUCACGAAGUGGUAGAGAGCAAGGAUGAGGCGACGCGGCAGGCUGCCGGCGCGGUGCUGGCAGGCGUGGGCUCGAGCAAGGGUCCGGCUCGCAGUACGGUGGCUGGAGCUGUGGUUGGCGCGCUGGAAUCGCCCGGCUCGGAGGAGCAGGCAAUGCGGCUGGCACGCUGGCUUCGGACGGCACUGGUGACAAAGAAUGGCACGGUCCGUGUGGGUGUGGCCGCGAUGCUGAUCGAGGCCGGAGCGGUAACGGCGCUCUGCCGGCUCCUUGAGGAGAUGGACCUCGAGUCGGCCAACGCCCGGGCGAUGGCUAACGCGGUGAUGCAUCCGCUGGCGGCGCGGACCGGAGCGAUGAAUGCAUCGACUCUGGAGUCGCUGCACCCACCGUCGGAGGUGCAGAGCCAGGUCCCGCUGCCGGCGUCGGACGAGCACAUGGUCGUCGGCGUGUGGGCCGAGGACGACAGCGAGACCGAGUCGACGAGCUCGUACGACGAACACGACGACGAAGAGCAUGACGACGGUGAGAUGGGGAGGGAGGAGCGCGCCGGCCAAUGGCCCAUUCAGGCCAACGAGUUGUACUCGGACUCUGAUGAGACCGGAUCUGAUCUGAGCGACGGCGAGGCUGUGGCGGCGCUCUUCCCGGAUACGGCCAGCAUUGUGCAAUCGCUUCUUGAGGAAGACGGUGUGCACGCGAUGGAACAGCUUGACGCGCUUUCGUCAGCGACGUACUCGGACGACGAGGCGGAUCACUUUGACGACAUCGACGACGACGACGACGGUGUGUACCUGGACGACCUCCCGAUGUCGGACGACUUUGAGCUUGAUGAGGUGCUGGGUGGGGCAAGCCGGGUCAUCGAGCCCGAGUGGGAGGCUGAGGACGGGUUUGAACUGCGGACGGGCGAAGCCGGCGGCGAGGACAACCUUACGCCUGCGGCGCGUGCCGGGCUUGACAUCCAGCUUCUGGAGCAUCUCGGCCUGCCUGUGAGCAACGUCGAAGAUACAGUCAUUUCGAUCAAUGGGCGCCUGACGCGGCUCUCGCAGCUGAGCUACGAGCAAGCCGCCAACGUGGUGGUUUCACUGCGGCAGGCUGACCCGCGCGCGGCCGAAAUGCUCUCUGCACGCGCCGGCACAGCCGCUCAUACGGUGUCGUACACGCUCGCGCAUCCACUUCUUCCAGACCUGUUUGACUCGAACACGAUAGUGCCGCACACGGUGGUGGUGCCGGUCGAGCGGCGCCUUGACUACGAGAUGGUGCUCACUGCGCGUGGCGACGUUGUCUCGUCGGACGUUGUCGAGCUGGUGCGGGCCAUUCUCGGCGAGGAGCAGAUUGCCAUGCAAGCCGAGUUUGAGAAUGUUCGUCGCGAGCGGACAGAAGCGAUUGAGGCCGAGGCUCAAGCCAAGGCUGAGGCCGAGGCUCAGGCCCAGGCCCAGGCCCAAGCCCCUGUGGAGACAGAGGGCGGAGCGGAACCGGCCGUGGAUGCUGUCGAAGCCGACGAGGAGGAGCGGCAGCGGCAGCGUCUCGAGGUGGAGCUCGCGAUGGCGGGUGCUCAAGUUGAGGCCGAGGCGCAGGUGACUGCGUUGGAGGGUGAACCCGCGGCCGAGGCUGGAGCCGAGGCCGAGGCAGGGGUCGAGGCCGAGGCAGGGGUCGAGGCCGAGGCAGGGGUCGAGGCCGAUGCAGGAGUCGAGGCCGAGGCAGGAGUCGAGGCCGAGGCAGGAGUCGAGGCCGAGGCAGGGGUCGAGGCCGAGGCAGGGGUCGAGGCCGAGGCCCAGGUCGAAGACCGGGAGGAGACCCUGUCUGAGCUCGGCAUUGAGCCGAUUGACGAGGCUUUCCUGGCCGCACUGCCGUCUGAGAUGCGUGCCGAGGUGGUGGCCGAGCACGAGGCACUAGUGGCACAACGGCGGCGCGAGCGGCGGCGCGAGCGCGAGGCCGCGGCCGGCGGAAGCACCGGUGGUGACACCAGCGGUGGAGUCGGUUCGGUGAACCCAGAGUUCCUGGCGGCGCUGCCGCCCGAGCUACAGGCGGAAGUGCUGGAGCAGGAGCGACUGCAGCAGGAGCGACUGCUGCGCGGCGCCGGCGGCGGAGGAGGCAGCGCGUCCAACACGCAGUCUGCGGCCGAGGAGAAUCUUGCGUUUGUGAUGUCACUGACGCCGGACCUCCGACGCGAGGUGCUGCUGACGUCGGACGACGCGUUCCUCAACACGCUACCGCCAGACAUUCGGGCCGAGGCGUUUGCGCUGCGCGAGCGGAGCGCGCGGCGGUUUGGGCUUGGCAACGGCGGUGGCGGGCGUGGCGGCGGAGGCGUGCCGCAUGCUGGCCGCGGUGGGGCAGGAGGGGCAGGAGGCGGGUCUGGAUGGGCAAACAUGGCCCGUGGUCUGCCGAGCGCGCCGCGGGCGACUGGGCUUGCGGCCGAGCCUGACCGUGUCACGCUGCAUACCGAGGACGCCGAUGUCGACGGCGAGCCGUUUGUGACUCGUGGUGCGCUGUACGCGCUGGUUCGGCUGCUCUAUCUGUCCAAGCCGGUGGAAAAGGCGGUGAUGGAGCGGGUGCUGGCGAGCGUGUGUGCACAGGCCAAGCCGCGGCGGCGCAUGCUUGCGCUGCUGGUGGGUGUGCUCAAGGGCUGGCGCGGAGUGCCGCGGGUUGCAGGCAAGGGCAAGGAGGAGGUCGAUCCGGCGGACGAGAUGGCGCGCGCGGUGGCUAGUCUUGUUGCCGCGCCGCUGUUUGGCGUGAAGCGGCUGACGCUGUUUGGGCGUGCUCACGGCGGCGAGCGCGAGAGCCGGGUGCCGAGCCUUGUGCUUCGGCGGGUUGUAGAGAUCCUCACCUUCCUCUGCUCGGUCAACAAGCCUGUGGUGGCGAUGCUGAGCGGGAGCUCGCUGGCGGCGCUGGUGGGGCUGGUGGGCCAGGGGCCGUUUGCCGAGGCCCAUACGCUCUCGCUCCUCCUCCGGCUGCUCAACGUGGUGCUGAAGGGCGCUGCCGACGUAGGUGAGGUGGAGCAGGCUGUGCUCGCUGCUGUUGUCUCGGUCCUGCGUGGCUCGUACCCCGAGGCGACGAUGAAGCAAGUGCAGGAGGUUGUUGCGGCGCUGGCGCGCACGCCGGCCAACCGGGCGGAGCUCAAGGCCAUGCUCAUGGCGGCGCUGGAAGGCGUGGUCGCCUCAGUCGUGGCCUCGUUCAACAAGCUGGUGGCGGCGGCAGCGGGCUCGGGCUCGAGCCCUGCUGCCCACGCCAGCCUUGAUCUUGUCUCGCUCUGCGCGGUGCAGGACCAGGGCGUUCUCGCGCGGCUUGUGGAGACUUUGAAGAUGGUGGCGGCAAGCGGAGAGGCCGAAGCCGAGGCUGAGGUUGCAUCCAUGGCCGAGCCAGCGGUCGAGCCAGAGCCUGCGACUUCGGUCGAGGGUGAGGGCGAAGGCGAGGGGGAGGGGGAAGACGACCAAGCAGCAGCGGCAGCGGCAGCGGCAGCGGCGGUGGCCAAGGCGACAGCAGCAGCAGCGGCAGCGACCAAGGCGGCGGCCGAGGCCGAAGCCGAGGCGACGAUGGAGCAGCUCGGCAUGGUGCUCGAGCCGCUGACCACCGGCCUCGACCUCGUGCUUGCGGCGCUUGGCGAGCAAGCUGGAAUUGCGGCGGCGGCGGCGGCUGGCGAGGGCGAGGCCGGCACGUCGGGCGGUGGCGAGGGCGGGUCGAGCAUGAUGUUCGAAGAGGCCGAGCUCGAGGCAGCGCAGGUGUCUGCGGCUGUGCGCGACGUGAUGCUCCAACUUGUGCCGUCGAUUGCCAUGUUUGCGAUGGUGUCGCGACCUAAGCCGCCGCCGUCGACGCUCACGACGUCGCCGUCGACUGGCAAGCUCAAGGAGGAGGCCGAGGAGGGUAGCAGUGAGGGCACAGUGCUGGACUUUGUGACGUUUGCGUCGCGGCACCGGCGGCUGCUGAACGCACUUGUGCGCGACAACGUUGAGCUGCUGCACUCGAGCUUUGCGGUCCUGCUCGAGCGGAAGGACGUGGCCAAGGCUGUGCUCGACUUUGACAACAAGCGGGUGCUGUUCCGUCAGGCUGUGCGCGAGGCGGCCGAGGCUGCGCGCGGCGGGCGGAUCUCGAUCCGUGUCCGGCGCGACCAUGUGUUUGAGGACUCGUACCAGCAGCUCUGGUCGCUGCCUGCCAAUCAGCUGCGCGGACGGAUGCGCGUGGCCUUUGAGGGCGAGCCUGGUGUUGACGCAGGCGGCGUGACCCGCGAGUGGUACCAGGUGCUUGCGACGGAGAUGUUCAACCCGGCGUACGGGCUGUUCGAGUCGUCACAGGAGGGCUCGACGUACCAGCCGAACGAAAAGUCGGGCGUCAACCCGGCGCACCUCAACUACUUUACGUUUGUGGGCGUGGUGCUCGGCAAGGCGCUGUGCGACGGCCAGGCACUGCCUGUCUACUUUACACGUGCGCUGUACAAACACAUGCUUGGCGAGCGCGUGACGCUCGAGGACCUCAAGGCGUACGACCCGACACUGUACGCCUCGCUUGUGUGUGUGCUCAACACGGCUGUGGAGGAGCUCGGGCUGGAGUACCAGAACUUUACGACGGCAGUCGAUGAGUUUGGUGCACACAAGAUCGUGCCGCUCGUCGACGGCGGCGAGGACAUCCUGCUGACGGACGAGAACAAGGCCGAGUACGUGCGGCUCCUCGUGGAGUUCAAGCUCACCACCGGCAUCGCCGACCAGCUCAAGGCCUUCCUCGGUGGCGUGCACAAGCUCGUGGAUCCCGAGCUGCUCGCCGUGUUUACGCCCAAGGAGCUCGAGUUGCUCAUUGCCGGUCUUCCUACCAUCGACAUCAACGACCUGCGGGCCAACACCGAGUACGGCACCGGGUACAAGCCGUCGUCGCCGCAGAUCGUGUGGUUCUGGGAAGUUGUCUCGGCCUUUGACCAGGAGCAGCUGGCCAAGCUCGUCCAGUUUGUCACCGGCUCGUCGCGGGUCCCGGUCGCCGGCUUCUCGGCGCUGCAGGGUAUGCGUGGCAUCCAGCGGUUCCAGAUUCAGGCAACCAAGCGCAAGGACGCGCUCCCGACGUCGCACUCGUGCUACAACAUGCUCGAUCUCCCCAAGUACGGCUCCAAGGAAGAGCUCGAGCGCAAGCUGCUACUCGCCAUCGGCGAGGGCUACGUCGGCUUUGGCUUUGCUUAGCCUGCUGAUAAAUGCCUCUGGCAUUGAGACAAGGUUGGGAGUUUACUCCGUGCGAUUAGCCCGACUUGAACAGGAGGACCGCGAUCUGGCCGAGGUAGAAGUAGAUGAACGCGCGGGUCUCGUGGGUCACGUACGAGCCAAAGUUCCGGCCCACGAUGCAGUGCCAAGUCGGGUGGUGCUUGCGGUCGCUGUGAAUGGAGAGA
Molecule: messenger RNA, 10746 nt
Organism: Thecamonas trahens ATCC 50062
Lineage: Eukaryota; Apusomonadida; Apusomonadidae
Product: ubiquitin-protein ligase 1
Exons: 2
Coding region: 116-10543 (3475 amino acids)
Biological process (GO): protein polyubiquitination; proteasome-mediated ubiquitin-dependent protein catabolic process; positive regulation of protein catabolic process
Molecular function (GO): protein binding; ubiquitin-protein transferase activity
Source: RefSeq, a predicted model, not a curated record